AUGUCCGACCCGGUGAAACCUGAAAGCAUUUCAUCCACCGAAGCCGUGGCCACUCCCGGUGCUCUAGAGCAGCCCGAAGCGACUCCCCCUAUGCCUCCGCCCAGCGCUCCACCGUCAGCGCAGGAGUUCCUUGACUUUGAAGGAACCACCAUCUUCGCACCGUCGCCAUCCACGACGUAUCGCUACUCGCUUUCGCUAAAGAGUGGGAACCUCCGCAUCUGGCUGGAGAACGGCGAUACCAAGAAACAAUGGUGCACGACGGAGCUAAGUCUGCACGACUAUGUUGACGCCAGCAACGUGAUUCCAGAUGCCACGGCGUCCGACUACGUCGAGUGCUUUCAAGAGCUACUGAGCACUGCUGCUGAAGACGUGGCCAACAUCCCGGGUGCCUUCCAGCGGGGCCAAGAUGGAGUAUUCCAGCUAAAGCUGUCUGUGAAAGUCCAGGUGCUGCGAAAGGCACGCGUGGCGACGUACACGUUUGUGCUGGAGGAGAUCUCAGUGGAGAGAAUCGACGUGUUGGAGUCAAAGUUGCGCGAUCUGCAGGACAAGGUGAGCACUCUUCGCAUGGGCGACGAGGAUCUUGCUGCUCGCCGGAGUUCCGCUGUGCAGAGACUGGAAGAAGACUUGAAAAAGCUUCAGAAGAGUCUGGAUGGCCGUGACGUAGUAAUCUCGCAGCUCAAAGAUGAGGUGAAGGCGCUGCAAUUGGCCCAAGAAAGCUCGGUCGUCAUUCCAGUUCAAGCCACGACUAAAGCGCUGGGCGAUUUAGUUUGCUGGAGGAACGCUGCGUUCAUAUUCGGUCUGAACGCCAGCGUGACCGGCCUUGAUGGCAUUGUACGCGCUGAGUCGCCUGGAACAUACCAAGUGACUGCGGUGGUGAACCAUCAGCCAGCGGGACUCAACUCGUCCAUUCAGAUGAUGAAGGGCUCGGAUUGCAUUCAGUCUGCGUACUGUGGACACGCUCAAGGCAACUCGGGUUCCACGUCGCUCAACUGCACGGCUCGCUUGGACAAGAACGACCAGCUUACAGUGAAAUGCCCCGCGAACCUCACUGGAACCAGCUACCUGACGCUGAUCCGACUCGGAAAGUGA
Molecule: messenger RNA, 1089 nt
Organism: Phytophthora sojae
Lineage: Eukaryota; Oomycota; Peronosporomycetes; Peronosporales; Peronosporaceae
Exons: 3
Coding region: 1-1089 (362 amino acids)
Molecular function (GO): protein binding
Source: RefSeq, a predicted model, not a curated record